This is a messenger RNA of Penicillium malachiteum, 1761 nucleotides long. RefSeq lists its product as uncharacterized. The coding region runs from base 1 to 1761 and encodes 586 amino acids. The record is from RefSeq and is a predicted model, not a curated record. The transcript has 3 exons. Lineage: Eukaryota; Fungi; Ascomycota; Eurotiomycetes; Eurotiales; Aspergillaceae.
AUGCUCGCUCGUAUCUGGUCUCCGCAAGAGGCAACAGCUAUUUGGGCAGAGCUGGUCAGUCAAAGACAAAAGAUUAUCAAGAAACAAGCUCAAUCUGCCGAGCUCGCCGAUAAUUAUCUGGCUCAAUUAGCCGCGGCCCACGAGAUUGACAGAUCCUCGCUGGCAAGCUGGGAUGCGAGUGCACGAGCAUGGCUGCAAGUUGCCGACCAGGCGCGUAGGAAAAAGCAAGUUCAAGUUCAGCUGAUUGUCAACAAUCUUUCAGUAGCGGUCAAAUCCCAUACCGAAUCGACGGAUAAUAGCUUCAUCUCGAAAACAAACCCAUAUGACAGUGUUCUGCUCAAUCUCAGCCGUGCUUUGACUACUUUGGACAAAUUGGUCAAAGGAGAACCCCAAAGAAUCACCGAUGGAGGAGUUUUACUCGGGUUAGUCUCGUGGCACCUUUAUCCUGAUCUCGUCAUCCUGGGCUCGAGCACCAAGGAAAUACACCAGCAAGACGCUUUGGUUAAAAUGGGUGGAGUCGUCACCAUUUCAAAAUCCGCCCAGUUCAACGGGAACACCAUGCGUGACUCGAGAAUAUCUAUUGCGCAGCUCUCGGCAUUAUUACUUGGUGCUUCUUUGUGCGCCGAUGAGACUGCAUUUACCGCAGCUGCGAUUCUGCAGUCCCUUUGGAAAAUAUAUUCCAAUCUAUAUCAAGCCAGAAUGUGUCAGGCGGCCGAGAAGCCAUUUAAGCUAGAGAUGUUGGGGGAGCUAUCUCGUUUUAAUGUGGUGGACCUGCUAAAAGACAGCCAGCAGUCCCUCAGGGAUCUGAUGAAGGUACUGCACCUUAUUUUCCCAUUCAAAGAUGGUAUAGAUCUUCUUCUAUCAGCCGAUGAAAAUGAGAACAAAAUGGCACGCCAUCUCAUGAGAUACGGGAGCAAUAGUGGCAGAUCAUGGAUUGGAAACAUGGGUAACUCUUCUUCAACCCUCUUCGGUUUAUCAAAGUUGUCAUCGCUGCUUAACAUGGCCAAAAGCCCGGGGGCUGUGCAUGGAGGCACGAAACGAAAGUGGGAUGAAUUUGAGACAGAGGACAUUGAACAUAUUCAGUGCCUUGACACUUCUGAAGAAAAUUGGAUUUGCCAUGCGACCAUGGGACCAUCAAGGGCCCGCAAGCCUCAGUCCUUUCACCCGGAGGUGGACUCCGAGAUAUUUUCAGAAUUUUCGGAGACUCCUGGUAGUAUUCAUCAGAAUAUUUUCUUCAACUUCCCUUUUGGCGACGAUAACCUUGCAGCCGUUUAUACGAGACAAUUCAGUGAAUCAUCAUCUCGGAAUCAAGAAUUCUCAAAUGCAGUCCCUCUCAAUAUGGUGCAAAAUCUUUUGAAUAUGGAUCUCCUGAGGUUGGACAUUAUGUCAGAGUGCCUUUUACGUUAUUUCGUAUAUCAUAAACCGGCUCAUGGUAGCGCACUUCUUGCUCUUGGACGAGUUGUGCACUAUUACAGCUGUCAUAUACCCCAGGCCACCGUCUCAAUGAGCUUGAUAGUCCUCAGUCCACUUGCCAAACAGCAAGGUCGCGUAGGAAAACUACCUGUAUCAAUAUAUCCAAGCUUACUUCCCCGCGCAUCUGCAUUUGCAGCAAUUCUACAAUUCGAGUCUGGGACUAUUGAUGUGGAUGUACCUGAUCUUGCUGCAGUACUAGCAAUAUCAAGUGGGAAUUCUCUAUUCAUUGCUGAAGACCUUGUCCAUGACCCGAUUCCUUCUCCGGAUACAUUACCGUGCGCAAUUUGA